AAUCAUCCCUUCAGUCUUCCACAUUCAGUGAUCUCAAAGCUACAGAUUCUAGCAGAAUACCCAAAAUGCUUCACGAAAUUAUCAGUCCCUUUGAGACCGAUCAAUGCGAUGCUUUGAAAUCCAUUUGUCAGCAUCUUCUUGAAGAUGAUGAUGAUGAUGGAGUCAAUGCAACAUUUUAUGCACCGACUCCUGCAAACAUGUACUCGAGGAGCUCAAGCUUCAGCAAUCUCUUACUGACGGAGAAUUGGAGGGAACUGCCCCUGAAAAUUGACGACUCGGAGGACAUGUUGGUGUGCGGCUCUUUGCUCGACGCGCUCCGUUCCGGGUGGACGAUUCCUUGGGCUUCGAAUCAAGAACUUGAUUUGGGAGUGACGACCGUUGAUUGUCACAGCUUUGGUGUGGCCUUGAAUGAAGAACUUGAUCUGGAAGUGAGCAUUGAUUCGGCGACGGAGGAGAAACCGGUGAUGGUGGAGCACGAGGUACAAGCGCCGGUCGACAAGACACAUUAUAGAGGAGUGAGGAGGCGGCCGUGGGGAAAAUAUGCGGCAGAGAUAAGGGACCCCAAGAAGAACGGGGCAAGGAUUUGGCUCGGUACUUAUGAGAAGCCCCAGGAUGCGGUAUUGGCCUAUGACCGGGCAGCUUUUAAGAUGAGGGGGUCCAAGGCCAAGGUCAACUUUCCUCACCUUGUCGGCUCCACCGAGUACGAGCCCAUCAGGGUCAGCCCCAAACGUCGGUCCGCCGAGCCUAGCUCGCCAUCCAUGUCCAGCGAUGGCGGCUCGACGACCGGGACGAAGAGGAGAAAGAGAGAUGUCAAUGUGGAUGCUGAGGUGGAUUUUGAAAGUCCAAUCCCAUUUUCCAUUUUAGAAAAUGGGUUCGUUGAGUGUGGAUGA
This is a messenger RNA of Rhodamnia argentea, 890 nucleotides long. Its product is annotated as ethylene-responsive transcription factor 13-like. The transcript has a single exon. Gene Ontology annotation, molecular function: DNA-binding transcription factor activity; DNA binding. The record is from RefSeq and is a predicted model, not a curated record. Bases 66 to 890 code for a protein of 274 amino acids. NCBI's taxonomy places the organism in Eukaryota, Viridiplantae, Streptophyta, Magnoliopsida, Myrtales, Myrtaceae. Gene Ontology annotation, biological process: regulation of DNA-templated transcription; ethylene-activated signaling pathway.